AUGGCAGACUUCAACGUGGAACAGGUUCUGGAACAGCUCACGCUCGAUGUGAAGAUCAGCCUGCUUUCGGGCAAGGACUUUUGGCACACACAGCCGAUUCCGCGGCUGUCUAUCCCCUCACUUCGAAUGUGCGAUGGGCCCAAUGGCAUUCGUGGAGUCCGCCACUUCGACCCUGUGCCAGCCUCAUGCCUGCCGUGUGGGACUGCUCUCGGUGCCCUAUGGGACCCCGAGUUGCUCGAGAUCGGUGGCCAGCUGAUGGGCGAGGAAGCUCGCGCAAAGGGCAUACAUAUCCUUCUUGGGCCGACGGUUAACAUACAGCGCUCGCCGCUGGGUGGCCGAGGAUUUGAGAGCUACAGCGAGGACCCCGUGCUCUCUGGCACGUUAGCAGCGGCUCACAUCCAUGGUAUGCAGUCUAAGGGCGUUGCGACCACGAUCAAGCAUUUUGUCUGCAAUGACCAGGAACAUGAGCGGAAGGCCGUCAACGUUAUUGUCUCGGACCGCGCGUUAAGGGAGAUCUAUCUGAUGCCGUUCCAGGUUGCGCUGCAGCAAUGUGAUCCUUGGGGCCUGAUGACCUCCUACAACAAGGUCAACGGCACUCAUGUCAAUCUGGAGAUGCCUGGCCCCUCCACCUGGCGCGGAUUUGCGCUCAAGCAGGCAUCCCGGAGCAACAAAGUCGCGCCCUGGGAUAUUGACGCUCGUGCACGCAAUAUGCUGAAGCUUCUCAAGCGCGCGCUUGAGAGUGGCAUUCCUGAGGACGGACCAGACUGCGUCGGCGAUGUCGAGGCAGCCAAACCGGUGCUCAGGCAGUUGGCUUCGUCGUCGAUAGUGUUGCUUAAGAACGAGGGGAACUUGCUCCCAUACAAAAGAGACAGAAGGGCGCCAAGUGGGAAGUCCGGAUAUUUGAUGAGGUUCUACGCUGAGCCUCCAUCAUGUACGAAACUACGCCAGCCCAUCUCAGAAGUAGAAACCACGGAUACGAUGGUUUACCUCACGGACUAUCGACACAAAGGUAUCAAGGGCUAUCUAUACUACACCGAACUAGAAGCCUACUUCGAACCAGAGUAUACAGGCGAGUAUACAUUUGGAUUGACAGUCUAUGGAACGGGCAAGCUAUACAUCGAUGGCAAGCUACUUACUGCAGGUACCAAGCACAAGAUCCUAGUGGACUUCGGCACAGCGCCCACCCAGACGACUUCGACAUUGGGCUCGACAAACAUGGGAGCAGGCGGCUUUAGACUCGGUUGCAUUAGAAACGUUGAUCCUGAGGAAGAGAUAGCGGCCGCGGUUGAGAUAGCUAGGGCCGCGGACAAUGUCAUAAUCUGUGCAGGGUUAAAUGAGGACUGGGAAUCAGAAGGAUUUGACCGGGUCGUACCAAGCCUCUCAGAUGAACUCAUCCGCCGAGUCGCUGCAGCAAACCCGAACACCACAGUGGUGAUUCAAUCUGGCACCCCUGUCACGAUGCCUUGGCUUGAACAGGUUCCUGCCAUCGUCCAAGCUUGGUAUGGAGGUAACGAAGCCGGAAAUGCUAUCGCUGAGGUCCUCUUUGGCGACGUCAACCCAAGCGGCAAACUGCCUCUUUCUUUCCCCCUGGUCAAGGAAGACAACCCGGCUUUCCUAAACUCAAGAUCAGAAGCCUGCCGCAUGUGGUACGGUGAAGAUAUUUAUGUCGGAUACCGCUUCUAUGAAAAGACUCGCAGGGCCCUCGCAUUUCCCUUCGGGCACGGGUUGUCCUUUUCAGAUUUCUCUAUCAAGGACCUAUGCUUGAGCGAGAGUGAAGACACAGAGGAAGACGUCGCCUUGACGGUCACGGCAUGCGUUGAGAAUAGAAGUGCUGUUGAUGGCCAUGAGGUUGUGCAGGUCGAUAUCCGCCAGCUAAACCCUUCCCUUGGGCGCCCCGUAAAGAAGCUUGAAGGAUUCAAGAAGGUCUUUGUGCGUGCCAACAGCACCCAGGAAGUCAAAAUCUCGAUUAGCAAGAAGCGAGCUACGAGCUUUUGGGAUGAACGCAGAGAUAGUUGGGUUUCCCAAAAGGAUACGUACGAGGUGCUUGUAGGCUCAAGCAGUGACAAGAUUGCACAGACGGCGGAGUUUGAGGUGUCGAAGACGCAAUACUGGCGAGGAUUAUGA
Molecule: messenger RNA, 2124 nt
Organism: Talaromyces atroroseus
Lineage: Eukaryota; Fungi; Ascomycota; Eurotiomycetes; Eurotiales; Trichocomaceae
Exons: 6
Coding region: 1-2124 (707 amino acids)
Biological process (GO): glucan catabolic process
Molecular function (GO): beta-glucosidase activity
Source: RefSeq, a predicted model, not a curated record